This is a messenger RNA of Geodia barretti, 660 nucleotides long. Lineage: Eukaryota; Metazoa; Porifera; Demospongiae; Tetractinellida; Geodiidae. The record is from the annotation of a GenBank genome assembly.
AUGUUGGAGGCGGUCGACGAUCCCUACACGGAGUUCGUAGACCAGGACGGAAUCGACAAACUGAACGACAUGACCACCGGUGAGUUCGGUGGUGUGGGCCUGUACAUCGACACCGUCGACGACGGCGUGCUGGUCAUCGAACCGUUCCCCGGAUCGCCGGCGCACGCCGCCGGAAUCAUCGCCGGCGAUCUGAUCGUGGCAAUCGACGGCACCCAGGCCGGCGGCCUGAACGAAGCCGGCGUAGUGUCGCGCCUGCGCGGCUCGCCCGGGACGGAUGUCCACGUCUCGCUGGUCCGCGCCGGCAGCGAGACCUUGGACGUCACCGUCACGCGCGAUCUGAUCGAGGUCCCCACCGUGCGGCACGCGCUGAUCGAACCCGAAAUCGGCUACCUGCGGGUCAGUCCUCAAUUCACCAGCAAGACCCCGGAUCGGAUUCGCGAGGCGCUGAGCGACCUUGCAGGGCCGCUCGCGAUCGCUGAUCCUCGAUCUGCGCGGCAACCGCGGCGGCCUGCUUUCCGCCGUCGUCGAGAUCGCCGAUCUGUUUCUGGAUUCGGGCACGAUCGUGCAGACCCGCUCGCGCAUGGAGAGCGAGAACCGGGACUACACCGCGACGCGCCGCGCCACGGUGAUCGACCCCGACCUGCCCAUCGUCGUGUCUGA